Messenger RNA from Lytechinus variegatus (green sea urchin), 1101 nucleotides. Its product is annotated as WSC domain-containing protein 2-like. Gene Ontology annotation, molecular function: sulfotransferase activity. NCBI's taxonomy places the organism in Eukaryota, Metazoa, Echinodermata, Echinoidea, Temnopleuroida, Toxopneustidae. The record is from RefSeq and is a predicted model, not a curated record.
AUGUCGACGGGAGGCAAUAUUGUCUUGCAUGGCGUCAGCAACAAAAUGAGGAUUGAGACUUGCAUAGAUUCUUGCAUUCAAUCGGUUUUUACGUACGCAGCACUGAGCAGCGGGGAUGAAUGCUACUGCACGAACGUUUCUUCAAGUUCAGAAUUUCUGUCUUACGUCGACAGCAGUCUCUGUGACUUGAAUUGUGCUGGCGACAAGUUGCAUCAUUGUGGUGGAAAAACAGUUAUGUCUGUUUAUAGAACUUCAGUUCCAGACGCAAGAUGCUCGUCGAUACAUUUUGGCUCCCCGGGUUCACUCCCGCUCGUUGCGUUAGCUUCGUACCCCGCCGGUAAUACAUGGACGCGAGAACUGAUAGAAAAAGCUACAGGACUACAUACGGGCAGUAUUUAUUGGACAGCAGAGAGAAAUAUGCCAUUGUCGAAAAAAGUGACAGCUAGUAGUUUUCUUUACUACACGGAUGCAUACUCUUUUCGUAAUCACUUCAAUUUUGACAACAAAGUUUUCCCAGGAGGAAACGCAGACUACAAAAAUCACAACACCAUCUGCGUGAAGACACAUCUGCAUGACCGAGACAGGUUCGAGGCUGCUAUCAUGCUCAUUCGAAAUCCACUCAAGGCCAUCGUUGCCGAAGCCUUCCGGAGACAGAUCUUCGAAUCGCACCGGUCUCCAGUGGACGCGAUUAAGUUUUUCAAAUCAAAAGGAUGGGAGACAUUUGUAUAUGAGCAAUUAAAAAACUGGAAUUCCAUGAAUAUGCAUUGGCUACAGAGCAAAAAACCACUCCUUCCCGUCGUUUACGAAGAACUCGAAUCUGACACUCGCCGGGUGUUGACGGAGAUCGUCGCAUUUCUGAAUCGGACAGUGGAGCAUGAACGAAUCAUGUGUGCAACUCAAGAACAUCCAUCCUCCUUAGCGACAUUUACCUCGCUUGGAAACCACGGAAGACAGACACGUGUUUAUCUUACUGCUGACCCUUUCACGCCUGAAAUGCACCAGAAAAUAGUUGACAGCGUAAAACUUGUCAACGCAACACUCUUUCAACUCCACAAGAGAUCAUUACCGGUUGUUUACCUGAAGAACAUUGAUGUCUUCUAG